Molecule: messenger RNA, 876 nt
Organism: Triticum turgidum subsp. durum (durum wheat)
Lineage: Eukaryota; Viridiplantae; Streptophyta; Magnoliopsida; Poales; Poaceae
Source: the annotation of a GenBank genome assembly
AUGUCCAAGGAGGAGGUGAUCGCCGGCGGCGACACGGCGGACGUGGCCGUGGAGAAGGCGCCGUACUGGGACCCGCCGCCGGCACCUCUGCUGGACACGAGCGAGCUGACCCGCUGGUCGCUGUACCGCGCGGUCAUCGCCGAGUUCGUGGCCACGCUCAUCUUCCUCUACGUCAGCCUCGCCACCGUCAUCGGCUACAAGAGCCAGUCGUCCGUCCAGGCCUGCACCGGCGUGGGGUACCUCGGCGUCGCCUGGGCCUUCGGCGCCACCAUCUUCGUCCUCGUCUACUGCACCGGCGGCGUCUCAGGUGGCCACAUCAACCCGGCGGUGACGUUCGGGCUGUUCGUGGGGAGGAAGCUGUCGCUGGUGCGCACGGUGCUGUACAUCGUGGCGCAGUGCCUCGGCGCCAUCUGCGGCGCCGGCAUGGUGAAGGGCAUCGCGGGGGCCAGCUACGAGACCCUCGGCGGCGGCGCAAACACGGUGGCCGACGGCGUCUCGGUCGGGGCGGGGCUCGGCGCGGAGAUCGCCGGCACGUUCGUGCUGGUGUACACCGUGCUCUCCGCCACCGACCCCAAGCGCACCGCGCGCGACUCCUUCAUCCCCGUGCUGGUGCCGCUGCCCAUCGGCUUCGCCGUGUUCAUCGUGCACCUGGCCACCAUACCCAUCACCGGCACCGGCAUCAACCCGGCCAGGAGCCUCGGCGCCGCCGUCAUGUACAACCAGCACAAGGCAUGGAAGGACCACUGGAUAUUCUGGGUAGGGCCGCUCCUGGGCGCGACAGUGGCUGCGUUGUACCACCGGUUCGUGCUGCGCGGCGAGGCCGCCAAGGCGCUGGGCUCGUUCAGGAGCACCGGCGCCGCCACCGCACGAACCUAA